CCCCGAGCGGCCGGGCCGGACCCCGCCAUGCUGCCCGCCCGCGGCCCGCAGGCCAUGGGGGCAGCGGCCCCCGCCGCCCUCUACCGCUACUGCAGCGCACCGCACGCCCUGUCCGCCCGCCCGGCCUACCGAGCGCCGCCGGAAGCCGCCGAGCCAGAGAAGGAGCGUUACCUAAACCUCAUGUUCGACAGGAGGGUGGUGCGUGGCAACACCUACGCCCUUCGAGUCACGCCUGUGAGUACCCAGCCCGAUCCCCUUGAGAUUCGAAGGCGGAGGGAAGCAUGGAAGAGAGCACUGGCUAGAAAGCGUGCAAAAGAGCAGCUGGAAAUAAGAACACCUGAGCCUGUGGAAGGCAGAGAGCACGUUGAAGUGCAGACAGACCGGUAUUUGGAAGAGAUUAGUGACCAGAUAAUAGAGGUUGAUAGAGAGUGUCAAACAGAUGCAUUUUUGGAUAGACCACCCACUCCACUCUUCAUACCAGCCAAAUCAGGAAAAGAUGUGGCCACAGAAAUAGGAGAAGGAGAGCUUUUUGACUUUGACAUUGAAGUCAAGCCGAUCAUGGAAGUGUUGAUUGGGAAAACGAUUGAGCAAGCUUUGCUGGAAGUGAUGGAGGAAGAAGAGCUGGCCCAGCUGAGGGCACAUCAGCGUGCCUAUGCAGAGCUGCGGAACGCAGAGCUUGCUGAAGUACAGCGCCUGGAAGAGCAGGACAGGAGAUACAGAGAGGAGAAGCAACGUCGCAAACUCCAGCACAUGCAAAUGCUGCAGAAACAGAAAGAAACCACAGAGAAAAUUGCAGCUCGGGCAUUCACUAAGCAUUACCUGUCUGAUCUCAUUCCCUCUGUUUUAAACAAUCUUCGUGAGAGUGGUUUUUUCUAUGAUCCUAUACAAAGAGAUAUUGAGACGGAAUUCUUUCCAUGGCUGAUGACAGAAGUGGAAGAAACACUAGAGAAGAAGGUUCUGGGGAGAACAAUGCUUGACUCCUUGAUUCGUACAGUGGUUGAAAAACGCUUAGAUGCAUUUAGCCAUAAACCUCUGUCUGAGAAGACAGAGGCACCUGCUGAAGAGCCCAAGCUAACAGAUGCAGCACCCCAGGUGGCUGGUAAGGCAGAUGUGGCUGACCAAGCACAAGCAGUCACAGAGGAAAAAGAGAUUGACCAACCUGUUUCUGAGGACCAGCCUUCACAACAGAUCUCUUUCCAGUCUGAAGAAGCAGAUCAAGCAGAAACAGAGGAUCUGAAAACUGAGUAACCAGCAGGCAAGUCAUCAAGUACAGGGAGAUGAAUGGCUUAGCUGAAAGAAGAAAGGAAUUCCUCUCUAUUUACAAGUAUUGUGCCCUAGCCAUGCUGAAGGAUGAAGCUAAGCAAAGGUAAACCAUUAAAGUAUGUUUUCCAUAUGUGGAGAUUGCUCAUUUCAGGCUGUAAGAAUCAAGAGAGAGGUUACUAGUGCAUUGAAUGGCAAUGAAAUUCUAUCCCCUUCUGCACAAUCCAAUCCAUCAAAAACCCGGAAUGUUCAUAGUUGAAAAAUAAUGCUGUUCCACACCCCGUGCUAGAAGGUCAUCAGAAGGACACUGAGAGCAUCCUAAUAAACUUUGCAAGUGCUUUGAUAACAUUCUCAGAACAGAGUUUCCUUACUUUCCCUAUUUGGGAAGAUAGCUGCUUCAGCACAUAGAUACAUUUCUUUUCACUCAUGUUCGUCUCUCCUUUCCUGGCAAACGUGGAUGGGCAUCUCAGCAGGUAUCGGAGCAAAGGCUCUUAUUCCUGAAGUUCUUCACGUUCAAAGAUUUAUCUGCCACUGGAAAUUUCUGCCAGUGCAAAAUCCAUAGCCUUCUGACUCCCGGAGGAGUGGUAAGGGGCUGAAGCCACACCCUAAGUCUCAGUUUUCUUCAUAAUUGUCCUUUCCCACUGGUUCACUGGAAAUGGUACUGGACAUGACUGACAAAACACAGCUGAACUGCCACGUGUAUCUGUCAGUUCACAGGCCAAUUCCACAAGUGGGCCAUUCCCCCUCAUAAAAGUAUAUCUGCACUACUCCUGUUUUUUAUUUGAUUGCUCGAAAUUUUACUUAAGUGUUGAAUUAUUCUGUUUAAAUAGGUUGUGGCAUUAUGUUUUCUUAAAUUAUUAUUAAAAAAAUGAAUUGCA
Apus apus (common swift) is the source of this 2138-nucleotide messenger RNA. It is a transcript of the gene RSPH3, whose product is annotated as radial spoke head 3. Lineage: Eukaryota; Metazoa; Chordata; Aves; Apodiformes; Apodidae. The coding region runs from base 28 to 1248 and encodes 406 amino acids. The transcript is spliced from 8 exons. The record is from RefSeq and is a predicted model, not a curated record. Gene Ontology annotation, cellular component: cilium.